AUGAAGAGCUUCAUUCUGCUCUCACUAAUCGCCGCGAUCGCGAUCGCUGCUCCGGCGCCGAAGCCUAAUAACUUCGAGGCCGAUCCCUCACUCACCAUCGGAACCCCCGACGACUCAUCAUACGCGACUAAGCGGGAGACGUUUGAGGCCGACCCAUCACUACAAGUUGGGGAUUCGGAUCAGUCCUCAUAUGCCGAGAAGAGGGCUAACUUUGAGGCCGACCCAUUGCUGCAUAUUGGAAGCUCGGAGAAGUCCUCGUACGCUGAGAAGAGGGCUAACUUUGAGGCUGACCCAUUGCUGCAUAUUGGAAGCUCGGAGAAAUCCUCGUACGCCGAGAAGAGGGUAAACUUUGAGUCGGACCCUGCGCUCCACGUUGGGGAUAGUCUUGAAUCUUCAUACGCUCAGUAA
Messenger RNA from Daldinia loculata, 408 nucleotides. RefSeq lists its product as uncharacterized. Lineage: Eukaryota; Fungi; Ascomycota; Sordariomycetes; Xylariales; Hypoxylaceae. The transcript is spliced from 2 exons. The record is from RefSeq and is a predicted model, not a curated record. The coding region runs from base 1 to 408 and encodes 135 amino acids.